Molecule: messenger RNA, 3034 nt
Organism: Hevea brasiliensis (rubber tree)
Lineage: Eukaryota; Viridiplantae; Streptophyta; Magnoliopsida; Malpighiales; Euphorbiaceae
Product: molybdenum cofactor sulfurase
Exons: 22
Coding region: 287-2776 (829 amino acids)
Biological process (GO): Mo-molybdopterin cofactor biosynthetic process
Molecular function (GO): pyridoxal phosphate binding; molybdenum ion binding; molybdenum cofactor sulfurtransferase activity
Source: RefSeq, a predicted model, not a curated record
AACAGAGCAUAGUUAAUAAUUUCUCGUUGAGACUGAAACAGAACAAUCUGAGGGCAUUUUGCCGGGAAAACCUUGGGUGGAAGACUAAAUAAAUUAGAUUUCGGUUUGAACGCCUGUAAGAAAUUGGAAUCUUGAUCACGUCAAGUCUAAGAAUCAUAAGCAAGGGGAUUUAUUUGGUCAUCGUUUUGGAUUCAACGCACAACUCCGGUUACAGAGUUAGAAUCGUCCCAGUCCUCUUUGCGUUUAAGCAUAUACAUAUAGAAGAAGAAGAAGAAGAAGAAGAAGCAUGGAAGUAGACAAGGAAGAGUUCCUCAAGGAGUUUGGUCGUGAUUAUGGCUACCCAAAUGGUCCCAGGAGUAUCGAUGAAAUUCGAGCCACUGAAUUCAAGCGAUUAGACCAAAAUGGUCUUGUAUACUUGGACCAUGCUGGAGCAACUUUAUACUCGGAAUUGCAGAUGGAGGCAAUUUUUAAAGAUCUCAAUUCUAGGGUUUACGGAAAUCCCCAUAGCCAAAGUGAAGCUAGCUCAGCAACUCUUGAAAUAGUAAGGGAAGCACGCCAACAGGUACUUGACUACUGCAAUGCAUCUCCAAAAGACUACAAAUGCAUAUUCACAUCUGGUGCAACAGCAGCACUGAAGCUGAUUGGGGAGGCCUUUCCUUGGAACCAUGAGAGCAAUUUUAUGUACACCAUGGAAAAUCAUAAUAGCGUGCUUGGGAUCAGAGAAUAUGCUCUCAGUCAAGGAGCUGCAGCCUUUGCAGUAGAUAUUGAAAGUCCUGUGCAUCAUGAUGGAAUAAAGGUGUCACUACACCCAGUUCAACGGAGAUAUGAGGCUGAAUUUAUGGAAGGAGAGCCCAUGGGUGAUGCUUACAACUUGUUUGCCUUUCCUUCCGAGUGCAAUUUCUCAGGUUUUAGAUUCAGCCUUGAAUUGGUGAAGCUUAUUAAGGAUAAUUCAGAGAGAAUUUUGGGAGGUUCUCAAUUUUGCAAGGGAAGCUGGAUGGUCUUGAUUGAUGCUGCAAAGGGAUGUGCAACACAACCACCAGAUUUGUCAAAGUAUCCUGCAGAUUUUGUUGUAAUCUCAUUCUAUAAGUUAUUUGGCUAUCCAACUGGACUUGGUGCUCUCAUUGUUCGAAAUGAUGCUGCUAAGAUACUGAAGAAGAAUUACUUUAGUGGAGGCACUGUUGCUGCUUCCUUUGCUGAUGUGGACUUUGUUAAAAGAAGAGAAAGUGUUGAAGAGCUUUUUGAGGAUGGCACCAUUUCAUUUCUGAGCAUUGCAUCCAUGUGCCAUGGAUUCAAAAUACUCAAUUCUCUUACUGCACCUAGGAUUUGUCGGCAUACAGCAUCACUUACGAUGUAUGUGGAGAAGAUGCUCUUGGCUUUAAGGCAUGAAAAUGGGGCUAAAGUUUGCAUGAUUUACAAAAGUCAUGCUUCAAAGGUACUUUGUUGUGAAUCAGGUUCUAUACUGUCAUUCAACUUGAAAAGGCCAGAUGGCUCUUGGUUUGGAUAUCGUGAGGUGGAAAAAUUGGCUUCCUUAUCUGGGAUUCAGUUACGGACAGGAUGCUUUUGCAAUCCUGGAGCAUGUGCAAAAUACCUUGGAUUGUCUCAUUUGGAUCUUCUUUCGAACUUAGAGGCUGGGCAUGUUUGCUGGGAUGAUAAUGACAUAAUACAGGGAAAACCAACUGGAGCUGUUAGAGUAUCAUUUGGUUACAUGUCAACAUAUGAAGAUGCCAAGAAAUUUAUUGAUUUUAUCACAAGAUCAUUUGUAUCCACACCAAAUAAAUCUGCAAAUGGGAAUCUGUUUAGGCCAAGGUCCAUCCCCUUCUCAAGUGAUGGACAGGAAAAAAGACACUCAUCAGCGGGUUAUUAUCUGAAGUCCAUUACUAUUUUCCCAAUAAAAUCAUGUGGAGGAUUCAGUGUAGAAAGUUGGCCUCUGAGCAGUGCUGGCUUGCAACAUGAUCGGGAAUGGCUUCUUAAAAGUCUAACAGGGGAAAUCCUUACUCAGAAAAAGGUUCCUGAAAUGUGCUUUAUUAGCACUUCUAUUGACCUAAAUCAAGGACUAAUGCUUGUUGAGUCACCUCGAUGUAAGGCGAAGUUGAAGAUCAACCUAAGGACAGAUUCAUAUCCUUGUGCAAAAGAAGAAAUUGAAUUGCACGCAAAGAGAUUUGAAGUACAGCACUGUGAAAAUGAUGUCAACCUAUGGUUUAGCAAUGCUGUUGGUCGUCCCUGCACUCUAUUACGAUGUUCCAGUUCUAAGGGCUAUGUUUGCAGAAACGAGAACAGGGCUAUGAGCAUGUGCAGAGAUGUGGAGAGCAGAUUGAGUUUUGCCAAUGAAGCUCAGUUUUUAUUAAUAUCUGAGGAGAGCAUAUCUGACCUCAACAACAGAUUAAGCCAGACAGAUGUGCAAAAAGGAACUCACGGAACAUCCCUUCAAGUCAAUCCAAUGAGAUUUCGACCCAACCUUGUCAUAUCUGGAGGUGAACCUUAUGCAGAAGAUGGAUGGAGAAGUCUCAAAAUUGGGAACAAGUCUUUUACGUCAUUGGGUGGAUGCAACCGUUGCCAGAUGAUCAAUUUUGUGCAUCGAAGUGGACAAGUGCAGAGGUCAAAUGAACCUUUGGCGACUUUAGCUACAUACAGGAGAGUGAAGGGGAAGAUACUGUUUGGAAUAUUGUUAAGAUAUGAGAAUAGUGAUAAGACUGGGCUGCUGACAGAUUCUUGUCUUCAAGUCGGGCAAGAAGUAAAUCCAGAUUCAGAAAAGGGAUACACAAAAUACAAGGAAUAACAUAUUAUAAAGUCUGACUCCAGGAGGAUAAAAAGAAAGAAUUUUGAUUUUAGAAUUUCUCAAAAGUGCAAUCUACCUAGGGCAGGGAUACACAAAUGUACAAGUUGAGAUGUCGGAGCCACACUUGCUUAAUUCAUGUCACGUUAUUCUGGCAACGGUAGCCGUUGAAGUGUAUUUCUGUCAAAAUCUAUUGAUGUAACUAUGUUUCAUACUGAAUGUUGAUCAAUAACUAUAAUUACGCACAAAUUUUCUAUGAAA